AUGGAUGUUAUGACAAUAUUCAUUAUUUGUCUAGUUACUCUACUUUUGUGUAUUAUCUAUUUUAUUAAUUUAUUUCGUCCAAAGCCAAUAUCUGGUAUUAAAAUUGCUGAUAAUUAUUCAUGGUUAUUUGGGCAUUUACCAGCAUUUCAAACAAACAAGAAUCGUAUACAUGAAUAUCGUUGUCAUUUAGCAAUGAACGCUGAAUUACAAGGUGAUACAUGUUUUCAAGAAUGUUUACCAUUAACAUCAUCACGUGUCGAUAUUUUAACACCAGAAUUAAUCGAAUUUGUUUUAAAAACAGAAUUUGAUUCAUUUGGAAAAGGUAAUUAUUUUCGUGAUAAAUUACAUGUGUUAUUAGGUGAUGGUAUAUUUAAUACUGAUGGACAACGAUGGAAACAACAACGUAAAAUUGCAGCACAUAUGUUUACACAACGUUUAUUAAAUGAAAAAAUGAUACAUGUAUUCACUGAACAUGGUCAUCGUUUUAUUGAUUUAUUACAUACAAUACCUGAAGGUAAAAUAUUUGAUUUACAAAAAUUAUUUUUCUGUUAUACAAUGGAUUGUAUAUGUGAUAUUGCAUUUGGACUCAAUUUAAAUACUUUAACAUUAUCUGUACCUGAUGCACAAGAAUUUGUUGAUGCUUUCGAUCAAGCUAAUUAUCUUUCUUCAUUACGAUUUAUUCAACCUGAAUUCUCAUGGCGAUUGAAACGUCUAUUUAAUAUUGGUUCAGAAAAAAAAUUAAAAGACUGUAUGAAAAUAGUCGAUCGUUUUAUUUAUAAUAUAAUUCAACAACGACAAAAUGAUGAUACAACAACAAAUAAUAAACGUGGUGAUUUAUUAACAUUAUUUCUUGUUCAUGAAGAUAAACAAUUAAUAAAUGAUAAAUUUUUGCGUGAUAUUGUAUUAAGUUUUAUCGUUGCCGGUCGUGAUACAACAGCUACUGGUCUAUCCCAUCUAUUCUAUCACGUAUAUCAUUCGUAUCCAGAUAUCGAACAAAAACUUAUUGAUGAACGUCAUAAAAACAAUUCUGUAUAUCUUGAUGCUGUACUCUAUGAAUUAUGUCGUCUGCAUCCACCCGUACCAUUUGAUUUGAAAAUAGCUCUGAAAGAUGUGUAUCUUCCUGGAAACAUUUUUAUACCAAAAUCAACAAUUAUUACAUAUACACCAUACCAUUAUCAUCGUUUAAAAUCAGUAUGGGGACAGGAUGCUGAAGAAUUUCGUCCUGAACGAUGGAUUGAUGAGACGAAUGAACAAAAAUUAAAAACUGAAAGUCAAUAUAAAUUUAUUGCAUUUAAUGCUGGUCCAAGAUUAUGUUUAGGAAAAACAAUGGCACUAUUAGAGAUGAAAACAUUAGCAUCAAUGUUAAUUAAUGAAUUUCAUUUUGAAUUAGAUGAAUCGACAAAAAAGUUUAAUACACAAAUGAAAUUUCAAGGUACAUGUGCUUUUGAAGAUGGUCUGCCAAUGACAGUUAAAAAACGAAAAAAUAAAUGA
Molecule: messenger RNA, 1491 nt
Organism: Didymodactylos carnosus
Lineage: Eukaryota; Metazoa; Rotifera; Eurotatoria; Philodinida; Philodinidae
Source: the annotation of a GenBank genome assembly